Molecule: messenger RNA, 291 nt
Organism: Penicillium cataractarum
Lineage: Eukaryota; Fungi; Ascomycota; Eurotiomycetes; Eurotiales; Aspergillaceae
Exons: 1
Coding region: 1-291 (96 amino acids)
Source: RefSeq, a predicted model, not a curated record
AUGAUCCUCUUGAUCAAUACUCCUCGAAAGCUCAUGGAUAUUCUUCAUAAACGAGCUCAACCCAGCAUGAAGAUCGACCCUCUCAUGAUGGAGUCGUCCAAUAUUAACAGCAAUCAUCAGGACGAGCGUAGCAAGGCCAUCAUCACUCCAAUCCGAUGGCGACGCCCGCAAGAGGGCAAUCAAUUUGGUUAUGUUCUCCUGGAUAAUGCGAACCUUGUCGUUCCAGCAUAUCUCCCAUCCGGCACGCUCAUCUGCGGAGAGGGUCCAGGGGGAACGAAUGAUUCGAACUAG